Ricinus communis (castor bean) is the source of this 642-nucleotide messenger RNA. RefSeq names its product auxin-responsive protein SAUR68. The record is from RefSeq and is a predicted model, not a curated record. The transcript has a single exon. Gene Ontology annotation, biological process: response to auxin. The coding region runs from base 128 to 571 and encodes 147 amino acids. Lineage: Eukaryota; Viridiplantae; Streptophyta; Magnoliopsida; Malpighiales; Euphorbiaceae.
UGAAUAUAUAAUCAAGUCACUUGCAUUGCCUUCUACCCAUCACAACAAUAGCAUCCAUAUCCAGAAUCUAAAGUUUCCUCCAUUUCUUCUCUUAAAACCUUUUCAAUUCAGUUUCUGAUCUAACAAGAUGAUCAGUGCCAAGAAACUCCUGAAAUUGGCAAAGAAAUGGCAGAUGCUGGCUGCCAUCAGGAGAAAACGGAUGUCAUUGCCAAGAACCAUCACAAGAAUUGAUACAAGCAGUUGCAGCAUACCUGCAAAAGCUGAGAAAGGUUGUUUUGUUGUGUAUUCUGCAGAUCAAAAACGGUUUCUGCUUCCUUUGGAAUAUCUUAACAAUGAGGUAGUCUCAGAGCUAUUCGACAUAGCAGAAGAAGUGUUCGGAAUGCCUAGCAAUGGGCCUCUCACAUUACCGUGCGACGCAGAGCUUAUGGAAUAUGCAAUUUCUUUGAUCAAACAGAAGGUUACUAGAGAGGUGGAACAAGCAUUGCUGACCUCCAUAGCUAGCAGUUGUUCAUCAUCUUUCCAUCUCCAACAUCAAGCAACAAUCCACCAUUUACCAAUUUGUAGCUUCUGAAAUAGAUACAAUCAGAUCUGUGAACAUAGAUUACAAGUGUACAUUAAUAUACAUCAUCAAGAAUCUCAAAA